Molecule: messenger RNA, 2387 nt
Organism: Effrenium voratum
Lineage: Eukaryota; Dinophyceae; Suessiales; Symbiodiniaceae
Source: the annotation of a GenBank genome assembly
AGGCGUUUUAGACGAGAAAGCACUAGAGCCAUGGGAGAGGUUGCUUCAAAGGGAAAAGUGCAAGGUGCGGGCAACGCAGGCGGCGCCAUGGGUGGCAGCAUUUCCGGGCAACAGCGCGGCAGGACACAAGUUCUUGCCUCUCCAGCCUACAGAGGAAAUACUGCGUUUAAGGAGGCGUUGCACGUGCCCAUUUUGCCAGGUCCGGACAUGUCCGGGAAGGCUUCUUUGCUCUUCCCGUUGAUGGAUGUUUCUGGAUCUAUGCAUGCCAAGCUCGCUACAGCAAAGGAGCAAAUCUGCAAGCAGUUUGUCGCAAGCACGGAUGCCAACGCAGUGGGCAUGAUGGCAUUUACUACCGAGCCUUAUCUUGUCGUUCCAGUGUCAGGAAUGAGCUCGAAAAGGGACAAAGAAGAAUUUGAGAAGACGGUAAAGUCCUUGUUCAUCCCAUCGCAUUCAGGCACUGACAUUCCAGCUGCUUUGCUUCGCUACUUACAGGAGAUCAAUGCUCUCCUCGAUCGGGUGCCUGCACGUUCUAAGCUGGAAAUGCGGAAGACGAGCUGCGUGGUGAUCACGGAUGGCUUGAACGAAGUGUCAGACGGGACAUGGAACAAAGUGAGCGAGGCAGUGUCAGACACGCGAAGCAGGGCAAAGAAAAAGAGCUGUUACCUGUUCUUUUAUUUGCUGAACCUGCAGUCUUCUGAUGUUGACGAGAAUAUCCUGCAGAGGUUGUCGCAGGUCUUGAGGGCCGAGCGUGCUGCGCGGGCAGGCUUGCAACCGCUCCAGGUGUAUGACACGAUCUCCCAGCACAUGGUCACAGUUGAGAAAUGUGUCAGCCGCAUCUCGCAAGUGAAGGAACAGCUUCAGAAGAUGGACGACGAGAGCAAGGGCCAGAAGGAGCAUCAAACGUUAACCAUGACCGUGAUUGAGACGAGCAUCAAGCUUGUGAAGGUGGAAUUGAAGAAGCACCAAGUUGAGACGCAGUCCUUUGACAAUGAUUUGAAGACAUUUGAGGAGGAGACGCAGAAUAUUUUUCAAGUGAAAGCCAGCUUGCUGGCUGAUGAUUACCGCUCAAAAGUGCAGGAUGCAUUGAAAGGCUUGCAAUCUCAGCUUGAAAGCUUCGACAGCCAGAUGAGCCACGUGCGAGGCGCCGUGCAAUCAAGCCGUGACCAGUUGCAGGAGAUGGCUGCGGCAGCCCUAAAGAGUCAGUACAGCCAAGAUCUUGACCGUAUCUCAGUAGAUCUCGCAGCUUAUGAGGAGUUUCUGGAGAAGAGCCAGGUCGCCUCCGAGGAGAUGAAGGAGGACUUGCAAGAGACACGCAAAGUGCUGCAGGAGAAGGAGGGGCGGAUUAUUGACUUCAUGAAGCAGAACAAGAAUGACCAGUUCGACGCAGGCAGAUUGUUGGCACGGACCCAAAAACAGCGUGAGAAAGCCCACUCUUUGGCCAAGGAAAUGAAGAUGGAGGCAGAACUCAAGUCUUGGGAAUUUGUGCCGACACCUUCUGAGCACAAGCCUUUGUCAGAGUGCUGCAUUUGCUUCAAGGAGAAUGGCCCCAGCUUCACGCUAUUUUGCGGCCAUGCCAUCUUUUGCGCUGGGUGCUUGGCUGGGCAUGUGAAAGCAAAGGCAGAUCAAAACCUUCCUGCUUUCUGUCCGGCUGAAGGGUGCAGCCAUGAGCUUCUGCAAGAUGAAGUUGACUCUUUUUGCGCAAUGGCAGGGCAGCAGGAGGUGGCUCGUCUUUAUCAGAAGCGCUGCACUCAACGUCGUAUUGAGCCAAGGGAUUCCAAAGUGGCUUGCCCCCAAGGGUGUGGAAAUCUUGCUUGCAGCAGGUUGGAUGAGCGCAGCGCAAGCUGCGAGAAGUGCAAGAUCUUGUUUUGCACGCAGUGUGAUUCAAGAAGCCAUCCUGAGCAGCCAGACUGCGUCCUCUUCCUGGAGCAGCAGCUCAAAGAAGCAAAAGAGAGUGAGCGUCGUGACAUGGAACAAAGGCUGCAAACCAUGAAGAAGCUCCAUGAGGAGGGCAAUGUGCGAGUGUGUCCAAAGUGCAAUUACCCGUACCAGAAGAUAAGCGGAUGUGAUCAUAUAGUUUGUGGGAAAUGCCAGUCUUCCUUCCAUUUUGACAGCACGGAUGCCCGUCAACAAGGAAAUGAUCAUGUCCAAGAGGAAGAGCAGGUUUUGACGCACCAGCUCAGCAGUCACUCGUUGGGCUCUGCUUCAACUUCGAACAGCAUCCAAUGGCAAGGCUGGAUGAAAUCGCCGUAAUUUGAGACCAUCUAUUUGAAACAGCGCUGCUACAGGCUUAUUGCACGAUGCGCAAUGACAAUGCGGGGAUCUGAAUGUGCUACUUGCUGAUAGCGUUAGCACACUUCCGACAGAUGGAUUGCCGCUUUGUUGAGCAU